CCAUCGAGUGUCAACUAUACGGGUCCAUUAACACGAACGUCCACCAUGGACAGUCGAGAGCUGGAACUAGCAGCAGCUCAACGUGACAGUUAUUUGAUCGUUCCCAGCUAUAGUGAGGCUAUGUUGUUGGAACCGUCUCCAGCCACGAAUCAGAUCUAUCUAUCGAAUGAUCACUAUCGCAAUCGAACUCGGCCACUGGUGUCGUGCAAUGAGAAUGUUGUGCUGACCAAUUAUGGUGCUAUUGAACAAUCAUCAAAUCAACGAACUCAACGAUACGAUAAUCUGCGAAGUUCAUUCAGACGAUCGUUAAUGCAACGUCUUCCGAUUCGAAGUCGUUCGAUGAAUUUGAUAUUCAACAGGUUGGUUGGUGGUGAAUGCUGA
This is a messenger RNA of Anisakis simplex (herring worm), 381 nucleotides long. NCBI's taxonomy places the organism in Eukaryota, Metazoa, Nematoda, Chromadorea, Rhabditida, Anisakidae. The record is from the annotation of a GenBank genome assembly.